AUGUUUGUCCAGCAGGGGAUGCAAGUGUGUUGCUAUGAUUGCGUUCUGUGUCCUAAAGGAAGCAUUUCAUCCCAGAAUGAUGCAGCUCAAUGUGAGACGUGCCCAGAGGAUCAAUAUCCAAGCAAGGAACAGGACCAUUGUGUUACCAAAGAAAUAAUCUACCUGUCUUACAAGGAGCCCUUGGGAGCAGUGCUGGCUUCCUUGGCUCUCUGCCUUUCCUUGAUCACAGUUGUGGCAAUAGCAACCUUCAUUCGAUACUGUAAUUCACCCAUUGUCAAAGCCAACAACUGGAACAUUACAUGCAUCUUGCUCUCCUCGCUUCUGCUCUGUUUUCUUUGCCCUUUCUUAUUCAUUGGCAGACCUGGACCAUUGACCUGCCUUUUGAGGCAAGCAGUGUUUGGCUUCAUCUUCUCCAUUGCUGUUGCUUGCAUUUUAGCAAAAACCAUGACUGUGGUUCUGGCCUUCAUGGCAACGAAACCUGGAAACAGGAUGAGGAAAUGGGUUGGGAAGAGGUUGGCAGUAUCAGUCAUCAUUUUCUGUUCUCUUAUUCAAACUAUCAUCUGUGCUGUGUGGCUGGCAACCUCUCCUCCCUUCCCAGAGUUUGACAUGCACUCCCAGAUGGGACAGGCCAUAGUUCAAUGCAAUGAAGGGUCAGACAUCAUGUUCUAUAUUGUCCUUGGCUACAUGGGGCUUCUUGCCACCAUCAGCUUCACAGUAGCCUUCUUUGCUAGAAGGUUGCCUGAUACUUUUAAUGAAGCCAAGCUCAUCACCUUCAGCAUGUUGGUUUUCUGUAGUGUUUGGUUAUCCUUUGUCCCAACUUACCUGAGCACAAAAGGGAAAUACAUGGUGGCUGUGGAGAUCUUCUCCAUUUUGGCCUCUAGUGCCGGCUUAUUGUGUUUUAUCUUCCUCCCCAAAUGCUACAUACUUAUACUGAAGCCUGAACUGAACAGCAGAGAGCAAUUAGUAAGAAAAAGGUCUGGACACAGUUGA
Rhineura floridana is the source of this 990-nucleotide messenger RNA. Its product is annotated as vomeronasal type-2 receptor 26-like. The transcript is spliced from 2 exons. Gene Ontology annotation, molecular function: G protein-coupled receptor activity. NCBI's taxonomy places the organism in Eukaryota, Metazoa, Chordata, Lepidosauria, Squamata, Rhineuridae. The record is from RefSeq and is a predicted model, not a curated record. Gene Ontology annotation, biological process: G protein-coupled receptor signaling pathway. The coding region runs from base 1 to 990 and encodes 329 amino acids. Gene Ontology annotation, cellular component: membrane.